AUGAAGUUCACCCUCUUGCUGUGGCUGGCGUUGGCUGGCGUAGCCCUCUACUCGGCAACACAUCCGGGAAAGGACCAGUUCAGGACGUGUAGCGACUGCAGCAACGAUGGCAAAUGCUUUUGCUUUGUCAAGGCCAAGACCAUUCCCACCACAGGCAUCAUCACCCGAUACAAUGCCGAUGGGACAGAGACCAAGAGCGAGACGGAGAUGAACCUCGUCCAGACCAACGUCCACUGCGGGACGGGCAACGAUCAUGCCGUCUGUGGCGCACUCACCUUCAACUGGCUCAUCGUCUCCCCCUGGAUCAACGUCCUCGUCCUCGCCCCUGUCCUCUACCGUCUCCUCUUCCACAUCGGGACGUACAAGCCCCAGGUCGUCAUGUCCUACAUCCUCAAGCGCCUGGGCCUCACACUGUUCCUCGUCCUCUCCCGCGCAGGGCUCUACCUUGUCACCUCGGGCUUUGCCUUCUCCGAUCACAUCGUGGGUGGCCAGCGCCCGCGACAGGGCAAGCAUCGAGUCGAGCAUACCAAGCGCCUGCUGCGAGGUGAACUGGAUCUCAAGCUCGUCGUCUUCGUGUACGCCCUCGCUCUCACCGUUAUCACCACCUGCAACGCCUUUUACACUGCCUCGUACUUCCACUCGUACGCAGACAUCUCUACCGGCCUUCUCAUCGGCGCCAUCUACCCCAUCAUUGCCGUCGUUGCCCUCCGCUCCGGCGCCCUGGUCUACGUCCGCCCGCCGCGGAGUGCCGCCACCGUGGAGUAG
This is a messenger RNA of Thecamonas trahens ATCC 50062, 765 nucleotides long. RefSeq lists its product as uncharacterized. Bases 1 to 765 code for a protein of 254 amino acids. NCBI's taxonomy places the organism in Eukaryota, Apusomonadida, Apusomonadidae. The transcript has 2 exons. The record is from RefSeq and is a predicted model, not a curated record.